AUGGCGAUUCCAUUCUUCGAAGAAGACCACGUCUCGAACUCGGAACCCAGUGGCGAUCAAGUGGAUAGCCCCAUGGCUUACUCCAUAGAUCCAGGACAUGAUCAAGUGGACUUCGAAGGUCCUCCAUCAGGAGCUCCAGCCGAGGAAAUCCCGCCAGCAGGAGCAACAAGUGAGCCAGUUGCGUCUCCGAGUGCCGAGGAGCAACUGCUGGCCUGGAAAAUCCUGGCCAUCACCAUGUGCAAGGUGCUGAAGCAAUUUUACCUACAGCACAAGUCAUCCGGAAAAUCCAGCAAACUAAAGGCCACCGUUCAAAUACAACCGCAGGCGCAGUAAAAACUCCGAAGAACCAAUUAAGCACCAACUAAGGCUCCUAAAAGCGCAACUUGUGAUUACUUUACGUUGGUGAGAACUAGCGCAGCCCGAAAAUUUCGAGAGAGAAUGAGCGAGACAGUGACAGAGAAAUGUGAAUCAAUUUCCCAAGGAAAACCCAAAAA
Drosophila teissieri is the source of this 494-nucleotide messenger RNA. RefSeq lists its product as uncharacterized. The record is from RefSeq and is a predicted model, not a curated record. NCBI's taxonomy places the organism in Eukaryota, Metazoa, Arthropoda, Insecta, Diptera, Drosophilidae. The transcript has a single exon. Bases 1 to 333 code for a protein of 110 amino acids.